AUGUUCGAUACGUUUGGCCGAUUGCCGGUGCCCCGCGCCGAGAACGCUGAGGCCGCUGGCAGCCCUCAAGAGGAGGCGGAGGAGUCCAUCCGUCCCAAGCGGAAGGUGCCGAAGCCCGGCGGCAUCAGCUUCAACAUGGAGGGCGCCCAGAAAGCGCUGGCGGCGGCCCGCACGCGGGUGCAGGUGCAGACCGCCGUGGAGGCUGCGAAAGCCAAGCGCUUGAAUGUGAAGGAUGCGGCCACCCAAACCGUUCGGGAUCCUGAGCAUCAGGACGGGGACAUCGUGACCAUUUGGCGGCUGCGCCCGCGAGGUAUGGAGUCCUUCCCGCACUUCGUGAAGCCGAAGAAGGUGAAGAAGAGCAAAGAGGUUCCCGUCACGGUUCAGGAGGCCCUCGAAACGGAGGAGCCGCAGGCGCCCAGCGGCGACCCCCGAGCUGCCGGCGCGAGGAAGCGACCGCUGCAGGAGGAAGCCACCGGCGCGGCGGAUCUCAGCGGAGGUGAGGCAAUGGAGGCAAUGUGUGACCCAUACCAAACCACCUUCGAAGAGACGAGCUGA
This is a messenger RNA of Effrenium voratum, 555 nucleotides long. The record is from the annotation of a GenBank genome assembly. NCBI's taxonomy places the organism in Eukaryota, Dinophyceae, Suessiales, Symbiodiniaceae.